Arabis nemorensis is the source of this 744-nucleotide messenger RNA. The record is from the annotation of a GenBank genome assembly. Lineage: Eukaryota; Viridiplantae; Streptophyta; Magnoliopsida; Brassicales; Brassicaceae.
AUGGCGAAUCUGUUCAGUGCUGCUGCUACGGCUCCUUUCCUCUCACUGCCGAUGACAAAAACGUCAUCGUUUCACCACUGCUGCUGCGCCUCUUCUUCCACUCCGCCGCCGGAGCAGAACCCGGAGUCUUCUUCUCCUCGUCCGACUGAUCAACCUGUCGUCGCAUCACAACAGAAGAGGAAGAAAACCGUCGAGACGACUGAUUGGGUCGCUUCUUCCUUGACGCGGCGGUUCGGAAUCGGCGCCGGUCUUGCCUGGGCGGGUUUUUUAGCUUUCGGCGUCGUCUCCGAGCAGAUCAAGACACGGAUUGAGGUUUCACAAGAAGAAGCCAACACAAGAGAUGUAAAAGAAGAGAAAGAGAUCGUCUUGCCCAAUGGCAUAAGGUACUAUGAUCUACGCCUUGGAGGAGGAGCAACACCAAGGUCAGGAGAUUUGGUAGUGAUUGAUCUAAAAGGACAAGUGCAAGGAACCGGACAAGUGUUCGUGGACACAUUUGGAAACAAAGACAAGAAGAAGCCAUUGGCUCUUGUGGUGGGUUCAAAACCAUAUAGCAAAGGGUUAUGUGAAGGCACAGAUUAUGUUCUAAGGUCGAUGAAGGCUGGAGGUAAACGAAGAGUGAUCGUUCCACCAUCGUUAGGAUUUGGAGAAGACGGUGCUGAAUUGGAAUCGGGUUUGCAGAUUCCGCCUUCUGCGACGUUGGAGUAUAUAGUUGAGAUUGAUAGAGUCUCAAUUGCACCUGCUUGA